CGCGGCGGCGGCGGCGGCGGCGGGGGGAGAGGGCGAGGCGACGGCGAAAGGAGGCGACGGGCGCGGCGGCGGCGGCGGUGCCCGGGGCCCGCGGCGGCGGCGGCGGCGGCGGCGAGGGGCCCGAAGAUGGCGGAUGUGCUCAGCGUCCUGCGACAGUACAACAUCCAGAAGAAGGAGAUUGUGGUCAAGGGGGAUGAAGUGAUCUUUGGCGAGUUCUCCUGGCCCAAGAACGUGAAGACCAACUAUGUAGUUUGGGGGACUGGAAAGGAAGGCCAACCCAGAGAGUACUACACAUUGGAUUCUAUCUUAUUCCUGCUUAACAAUGUGCACCUUUCGCACCCUGUUUAUGUCCGACGUGCAGCUACUGAAAAUAUUCCUGUGGUUAGAAGACCUGACCGGAAAGAUCUACUUGGAUAUCUCAAUGGGGAAGCAUCAACAUCAGCGAGCAUAGAUAGGAGUGCUCCACUGGAAAUUGGCCUUCAGCGGUCCACUCAAGUCAAAAGAGCUGCAGAUGAAGUUUUAGCAGAAGCAAAGAAACCACGAAUUGAGGAUGAAGAGUGUGUGCGUCUUGAUAAAGAGCGAUUGGCGGCUCGUUUGGAAGGCCAUAAAGAAGGGAUUGUGCAGACUGAGCAGAUUAGGUCUUUGUCUGAAGCCAUGUCAGUGGAAAAAAUUGCUGCAAUCAAAGCCAAAAUUAUGGCUAAGAAAAGAUCUACUAUCAAGACUGAUUUGGAUGAUGACAUAACUGCCCUUAAACAGAGGAGUUUUGUGGAUGCUGAGGUAGAUGUGACCAGAGAUAUUGUCAGUAGAGAAAGAGUGUGGAGGACAAGAACAACUAUUUUACAGAGCACAGGAAAGAAUUUUUCCAAGAAUAUUUUUGCAAUUCUUCAAUCUGUUAAAGCCAGAGAAGAAGGGCGUGCCCCUGAACAACGGCCUGCUCCAAAUGCAGCUACUGUGGAUCCCACAUUACGUACAAAGCAGCCUAUUCCAGCUGCCUACAACAGAUAUGACCAGGAAAGAUUCAAAGGCAAAGAAGAAACGGAAGGCUUUAAGAUUGAUACUAUGGGCACCUACCAUGGCAUGACACUGAAAUCUGUAACGGAAGGUGCAUCUGCCCGUAAGACUCAAACUCCUGCUGCUCAGCCUGUACCUAGACCAGUUUCUCAAGCAAGACCUCCUCCAAAUCAGAAGAAAGGGUCACGAACACCCAUUAUUAUUAUUCCUGCAGCUACCACUUCUCUAAUAACUAUGCUUAAUGCAAAAGACCUUCUACAAGACCUGAAAUUUGUCCCAUCAGAUGAAAAGAAGAAACAGGGUUGUCAACGGGAAAAUGAAACACUAAUACAAAGAAGAAAGGACCAGAUGCAGCCAGGGGGCACAGCAGUUAGUGUCACAGUACCUUACAGAGUAGUAGACCAGCCCCUGAAACUUAUGCCUCAAGACUGGGAUCGGGUUGUAGCUGUUUUUGUGCAAGGUCCUGCUUGGCAGUUCAAAGGUUGGCCAUGGCUUCUACCUGAUGGAUCACCAGUUGACAUAUUUGCUAAAAUUAAAGCCUUUCAUCUCAAAUAUGAUGAAGUUCGCCUAGAUCCAAAUGUGCAAAAAUGGGAUGUAACAGUAUUAGAACUGAGCUAUCAUAAGCGUCAUUUGGAUAGACCAGUUUUCUUACGUUUUUGGGAAACAUUGGAUAGAUACAUGGUAAAGCAUAAAUCUCACUUGAGAUUCUGAAUCAUUUGAUUUCUCCUUUUCUGAAAACUUGGAUUGAAAAGCAUGGAUAUAGCUUGAUCUACAAACUGAAACCCAAGCUUUAUGAAUUCAUCAAGAACUUACAAAUGAAGAAGGCCACAGAACAGUCUUUUAUAAUAAGACCUUGUUUGAUGCUGUGUGCUUCAAAGGGGCAAUGCCUCCCAUCCAACUUUUUUGGCUUACAACUAUUUUUUUAAUAUUAGCCUUUUAGUCUGUAAUGGAAAUUGUAUAUUUUGAUAGAAGUUUUUUCUCUAUUGGUUAAAUUAGCAUUACUUAGAAUUUGUUUCUUUAGAAAUAAAUACAGAUUAUAAAUGUGUGUAUAUUUAGAAGUUAUAAGGCUCUUUAGGCCAUCUUGCUUCUGAUUUUUCAUUGCUCUAUGAUUCCUUUUACUGGAAAAUACUGUCAUGAAUGGUAUUAAAUUUUAGACUUUAGAAUUUCAAAACCCCAUCAAAGGGAAGUAACUAUUAAAUCAGUUGAAAGACAUCCUGUGUGUAUACUAUGUCUAUACUAACUCAUUUAAAAAGGAAUAAUGAAAAAUCAAGAACAAGUCUUCAGUUUCAGUUGAACAGUUCGGCCUUUUCAAGAUUUCUUUUGUAAAUGAAUACAUUUAAUGAAUGUACAUUCUCUUUGUUGACUUUGAUGAUUUUAAAUUUAAAGUGAUAUAUUUCUACCUGAGAUAUGUUUCCACGUGAAAGAAAUCUCAAAAAAAAAAAAAAACAGAUUAAAGUGUAAUAGGCUGUAGUGAUUUUUACUUGGAAAGUUAAAGUAUGGUUUGGGGGAAUGAGUGUGUGUCAGCGUAGUUACAGUGUAACUUGAAACUCUUCUAAGUCUGACUUUGAUUCUUAUUUUAUAUGCGCGAUAAGAUUUUGAGUCUUCUAUUUGUACACAUGUCAACUUGGGACUUCUUAGCUUCCAUUAUCCCGAAAUAUUGAUCAAUUCCCAGGCACCAAAGAACACAUUUGCUUACGUGUCUGAACAGAACAAGAUAAAAACACUGGUAUUUUUAUGUGUGUGUUCAAUGUGGUAUAAAAUAGAAAACCUAUAUUUUAACUUAGUAAAAAUAUUUUACUAUUUCUCUACUUUACACAGAGUGUUGCAUCCAAGCUGCAAUGAAUGACCAUGAUCCUUGAGUCCUGGUUUUAUCUUUUGCUACUUAAGAGGAAUGUUUAUUCCUUGAAACUUAGUUUGCCAUUUGACCAUCCCACCUUGUAUGUUGUUUUCCUCAAUGGAUAUCUCGUAGGGUACCAAAUUGGCGGGUGGGGCAUUGAAACAUUUAGGCUCUUUCUUUUAUUCAGGUGAGGAUACUUAGCCGCUGUAGAAUUUGAUGCUAUUAUAAAGAUGAGAAACAAUUAUUUAUUUUAUUAAGUUACCACAAAAGUCCAUUACCAGUAAAAUAGAAAAGAUAUUUAUUCAUAUGGAAUUCAGGGGUCUCUCCAGAAGAUGAGCAGCUAAUGUUUUAACUGACUAAAGUACAUUUGUAGUCUUAAUGGCUUCUGCCCACAGUUUUUAUAUCGUCUUCAUAGUAAAAGAAAACUCACUUUGUUCACAGAAUUUCUCAGCGUACAAAUCUGUUCUUAAAUUAUGUAUUGAAUAAACUUUCUCCAUAAUGAAAUAGUCAGGGACUCAAACCUGAAAUACUUUAGUGUAGGAUUACUUGUUAGGACUACUGCAAAGGACAUGAACUACUACCUUUCUUUGAGGAUGGUUGCUAUUUAUUCUUAAUAUCCGAAGUUUACUUGAUAACAGAGAAUGGUUAAAAUUAAUAUCUACUUUGAACAAGGUUUAUUUUUCUAUUUAAAUUUGCUUUGUGUGUAGUCAAAAGCUCCUGGGUGUACUUUGUAACAUUAGUCUAUCUAGAACAAUGCUUUACAUUUGUCCUAACAGCAGAUCCUUUGUCAGCACCUGGAUUUCUUGUUUUAUUUUUAAGAUUAAAAAAAAAAAAAAAAAAAAAAAUUUUUUUUUAAAGAAGCAAGGUAAUGGGUUACAUGAUAACAUUUUGAUGGAUAAUGUGCCAUUUUACUUUGUUCUUUUCCCAGCCCACACUCCUCAGCUCUCACUUUCAUUUUUGUUUUUGCUCUCCUAUCAAAUAUAUUCUAUUUCUCCUUUUCUUCCUCACUGUUCUUUCAUACUCUUAUUCCUUCUGCAUCAUAGUUUUCUUUCUUUCAUUGCUUACAUAUAGACACAUAGACAUGCAUAUAAAUUUUAGAUUUUUUUUUUAACACCAACACUUUGGUCCCCUAAGUAGGUUUAUAAAUUUUAGAAUGGUUAAUGAUAAACAUAACAGGAAAAGCAAAUUUUUAAAAAUUCACUACGCUCAGCCAGUCAUUAUUCUCUUGUGAUUCAGUUCAACAGCAUCACCUAACACAGUGCCUUGCACAUUUAGGCAUUCAGUAGUUAGUUAUAUGUAUAAAUGGAUGGUAUAUUUUUAGCAUUAGUGAUUCAGUCCAUACAAACAGUUUUGACCUUACUUAAUCAUAGAAUUUGAGAAUGCAGAAUUACAGGGUGUGAGAAGUAAGUAGAUAAUUUAAUGAAAAUGAAGUACACAUUCGUUCAGCUUACCUAUAUGUUGGUAAUGAAGGUACUCUUGUCAGCUUUACUUAAAAGGUCUGUUAUUUCGGGUCUCCUAAGUAACAGUAAGGAAAAGUACGUAGUUUUUAAUCAGAGGCUCACCAUUGGAGAGAUUUGAAAAAUACCAUCAGUAAUUUUUAAAAGUUUUCCUUUUUUUUUUUUUUUUGUAUGUGUGAGAAAAAGAGAUUUACCUGUUAAAAUUGUUAUUGGAAAUAAUGCUAAUAACAGUAUUAAAUGUUUUGUUUUCUCCCUCCUCUUUUCAUCUAUGUAUGUUUUAUGAGAGUGGUUGUAUUUUUUUAGGCCAUUCUUUGCACUAAACCAUCUCUCAUAUUGGUGAUAUUGGCCUGUAUCCCCAAAUGACAAAUUCAAAUCUUAUUUAUUUAAGGAACAUUUUGCUGUUUAAUAUUUAAACAACAUUUAAUAUAUUUCAUUAUUAAUUAGUAUACGGCUUAUGGUUUAUUUCCUAUUUUCUUACUACUUUACUUAAAUAUUCUUUAGCCGAAGCAGCAGAACAGCAGCUUAUACAGGAAUACCUAAUUCAUGAUGAUGAAAACCCAAGUUUUUAAGUUCAAAGAACUGUCAAUUUCUUUGCUAUGCAGAGUAACAUUCAAGUUGGUUAUGAAAAAAAGGCAUAGGUUUGAGUUAGUAUAUACACAAAAAAGUAUAAAAGUUCUCACCUAAAGAACAUUCACUAAUAUAUUUAAGAAACAUUUACCUAAAUAAAAAUUGCUGUAACUAUUAACACAAUUAAAUUAAAGUGAUGACAGGUUUUUUAAGAUGGGAAGGGAUUGUUUAUUGUACUGAUGAACUAUGCAAAUUAUUUGACAUGUUGCAGUAUCUUACAAUGUUAUAACUUACUGAACUGGUCAGAAUUAACCAUUUUGAAAGUGGGUUUAAAUUUUGUUGAGUAUUGUUUGUUGGCUUGAGAAUAAACAAGAGCCAUGCGCAUUCCAGGCAAGCAUUUUUACCACUUAGUUACACUCUGAACCAUAAAUUGUGAAAUUACUUACAUGCAAAAUUAGAGCUAAACUAGAGAAGUUUAUUUUUGCUUUUAGUCAUCCCACCCCAGGGAAAUUUAUUAAAGAAUGUGUGUGAAUGCACAUACAUGUGCACACACACAAUUCAAAAGAGUUGUUAUUCUGUCUAGUUCAGAUUCAUGUAGAAUGUUGAGGAGAAAAUAAUUGCAAGAUAAAAUUUGUAGAAAUUUGUUUUUAGCUAAAAAGCUGGUGGCUGCUGAUUUUCAAAUAAAUGCAAGUUAAAUUUAAUUACCUUCACUUUGGAAUUACUGGACUGAAUUUUCAUUAUCUACUUGGGUUUAAUUUUUACAUCGUGAUUUUCAUUAAUUUUAUAGUAAAAUGGGAAAUUGACUAAGUGUAACAUAGAGAAUUUGAUUGGGGACUUUAAAUUAGGCCCUAAAUUUUCUGAUAUAUUUAUGGCCAUGUUUAGAUGUGUUGGCCCUAACAUAGUUUCUGCACUAACAUGUUGUCAGAGCAACUAAGGAAAAAAGUGAAAAUGUACAGUAGCUGUAUAAAGAAUUCUUUUUAGUAAGUACACAAUAGGUUAAUGCUUUCAGGUCAUUGAUGUGUUUGGGAUUGUGUGUAUUAGAAACUGUUCGUAAGAGUAUCUUGGAAGUUCUAAAUUGCCACAUACUGAAAUGCAGUAAACAUUUUAUAUGAAUAAAGUUUGUGAACUACAACUAGUUUUGUGCCAAAGUUUAAAAGAUGGGAUUAUAGUAUGUCAAAAUGAAGGGAAUGAUCUUUCUUUCUAGGUAUUUUAUAAGCUGUUACAUUUUGUUUCUAUUUUAAACAUAAGUAAAGCUACUUGACCUUCAAUUUGGGUUAUAGUUCUUAAUAGGUAACUUUGUUUCUUCCAUGGUAGUAUCAGUGUGUUUGCUUAAUCAUCAACUAGUGCGUUAAAGCAGUUCCUGAGUAGAACUUAACCUUAAAUCCUUUGUUACCUGAUGAAAUGAUCUCAUUCCAUUUUGGUAGCUUUUUAAGUUAUGGGCUUUAUUUUACCUGCAACAUUUUGCUGUUAAAAAUCUUGGGAAUAUAUCUGCUGUUCCUUAGUUCCCCAAAAAUGACUCCAGCAAAAUAACAAGAAAAGUGUGUGUGUGUGUGUGUGUGUGUGUGUGUGUGUGUGUACAAUGCACAGCUAUCAAGAAGGCAGAAAAUAUUUUUAAGUUUGGGAUAUUGUCUUUAUGUAAAGUGAUUGAUGAGCUUUAUCUGGCAUAGUAUUUCUGUUCAGGAAAUAAAGAUGUUUACUUUUUGGAAUCAAUGAGUUAAAUCCAGUUAGUCUCUUUUUUUCAGUUAAGUUAAAUAAUUUCUAGAAUUAGAGUUCUUCAUAAAAGUAGCAGAUUUUAUGACCUAAACAGUUGAAGUAUGUUAAGUUUCUUGUGUCAUUGUAAUAGUACUAAAACUGUAUUCCAAUAUUUUACAUAAAAACAUCCUAGUUUUAACAUCUUAAAAUUUUAAAACAAGGGUGGUAGUGCCACACACUAGCACUUGGGAGGCAGAGACAUCCAAUCUUUGUGAGUUUGAGGCUAGCCUGGUCUACAGAAUGUGUUCUGGGACCAAGGCUACACAGAGAACUCUAUCUUGGGGAAAAAAAAAUCAUAAUCAAAACGAACCACAUUCCCAAAUAUCAAGUCAUUAACAUUAUCAUAUCGACAAUGCAAAUAAUAAUAUAUGAACCUGAUGUGACAGUUUUUAAAUGAAGGAUCUAAUGGGCCACAGUCUAGGUGUUUUUGUUUGUUUUAAGUUUUUAUUCUCUUCAUGAGUGCUCAAAAUUUAUUCUUCUGUUCCUUUUGGUUGUCUGUUCUUAGAUCCAUGUCUGUGUAACUAAAAGUGACUACUGUUGUGUUGAUUUUUAGGGCUCAGAGGUUUGCAUGUUAAUAAUAGCAUAUUGCCAGGUAAGCUUUUUUUCUUUCUCAUUUUAAGUGUUGAGUGAUCAACAUUUAGGGUGAAUUGGAAGACUGAACAUCAAGUUUUUAAAUGAUUGUAGAAAACCUAAUAAAGUAGCUCCGAAGUUUCUCUCUUACCUGCAGAUCCUUUGUCCCAGAAUUCAGUUUGGAUUUCAUCUUUAUUGGAAGAAUAUUGAAUUAAUGUUUAUAGACCUGAGGUCAUACUGAAGCUGAAGACAUCUGAAAGAUUCUAUUAUUACAUUUUGAUAUUUUUAUUGAACUCUGCUUUCUUUUCCAACAAAUUUUUAGCAGAGAACACAUUAGGUAAUUCAUUGUGGUAAAACAUGUUUAUAAGUAUUCUUAAGAUAACUGCCUUCCUAGAGUUGACAGUAUUAAGACUAAAUGUGAUAAUUGUAUCUAUUUUUUUAAGUUGGUAGAUAAUAUAAACAUUCUUUUAAAUGGAGCAGUUUGAAAGUUUUCUAUUUUUUUAAAUCAGGACUCUAAUCACUGAAAGAUAUAUCAGUGAGCUUAGCCUCAUCAUGGCUCAUUAAAGUUGUUUUAGCACAAUUGAGCAUUAUUAGCAUUUAUGCUGGUUUUGACUCUAAAACAGUUUGAAAAUAUUUUGUGUUCUUCGGUAAUGUAUUUUUAUUUUGUAAUGAAUAACCAAUUACAGAAAGAAAUGUAGAAUGAUGGAUAAAAUGAAUUGAGUUGUAAAGUAGUUUAACGAUAAAACAAGUUGAUGUAUUUUGAAGAGAAUGAAAUUAUUUGAGAAAUUUUACUAAAAGCGAAAUAAGGUAGAGUAUGAAUUUGGGAGCCAGACCUCUGAUACGAUUUUCUUUCAGCAACAUUUACCUACUAAUUCCAAGUGUAGUGUAGAGCAUCAAAGUUAGAUUUACUUACUUACUUACUUUUAGGUAAUUUGGUGGAAGGAGAAGUAGGCCAGGGCAUUGGAGACAUUUACUAGGUGAUGGUAUGUUUUGACAGCAGGUGGAAUCCAAGUUGUGCAAAGAAUAAAUCAUGGAGAAGAGCUGGCGAAAGUGAGAUGGCUUUUCUGUAUAUUGAAAGCUUCCAUCAAGUUGAGCUUGAAAGAUGAGAAGGGGAGAUUGAGUGGGGUGUGUAAAAUAAAGGUUUUUAUGAAGUGCCAUUACCGAGGUCAUCCCCCCCCCCUUUUUUUUAUACAUCUCUUUUACAAAGACUAACUUGAAGAGUUGGGAACUGACAGCUGUGUGUUAGAACAAAGGCAUCCCAGAACAUACUGAUAGUAGGAAAGGACUUUAUAUUCUGGAGAACUGUUCUUUGACUUCUCUGAGCUGCCUGUUUACUCAAUUUUUCCUAAACUUGGAUUGAGAACUCCUAAUACAGUUCCAACACACUUUUGUCACAGAGAGGUUAGUUAAAUGCUAUCCUGAUUCUUACCUAAAUCUUCCUGUGUCCUUUUUCCUUGUUAGCAUGACAUAGUAUGCCUUAUGUUUUUGUUGGCGAUGUUUUUCUUUCAAUCCUGCCUCCCUCACUUUCUCACCAAUUCCUUGAUUAUGCAGCUGCAACCCAGCAUUAUUCCACUGUCUUCCCAGAAGUGACCUUACCUUUUCUGACAGAGGAAACAGAAGCCAUGGACUUCCUGAUACUGUAUGGCUUAAGCCUUGAAUAUACAUACAAGUAUCUUUUCUUUCUAUUGGUCUAGUGUCCUGUUGCUCAUUAGGGACUUGCAUUUCUCUGCAACUUCUGCUUUGUUGCAGAGUUUACCGUACUGUUUUCUUGUAUAUUUAUCUUGUCACCCUGUAGUUAACACCCUUUGCACACAUUUGUUGCUGCCUUUUGUCUUAAACACUAGUGGUGUGCUGGGAGAAGGCUUGAUUCCUUGCCACCUGCCACCCACUUCCCUCUUCUGCCAGUAAUCUUUCUUAAUCACUAGACAAGUGGUUAUGGCACUAACAACAAGUAGUGUUUACAGUCUGUUGGCUCUACCAGAAUAUGGAAUUGGGACUUAAACUCUUGAGUCGUUCUUCCAAAGAUCAUGGACUUACAGGAAAAGUGGUGGUGUCAUCCACAUUGUGCUGCCAAGGGGACAACUCUCAAGUGUACUUUGUGAGUCACAUGGUGAGCUCAGCUUCAGUAUGCUUAGGGAGAACCAGUCUUUCAUGGGAGAUUACUUAAGGUGUUUGAAUAGAAAACUUGAUAACAAGCCAUCAUUCCCCACAGAAAUAAAGGUAAUUGACUUCUUGAUUAUAUUAUUUUUGCCUGUUGCUGAUUAGAAUAUUUCAUAGAAUGAUAUGUCCUAAAGUUGGAAUCAGUGCCUAUGGGAAGAAAUAUCUCUAUAGUGAGAACACUCAAGGGAGAAAUGAAAAGGCCUAGUUGGUUGACAUGGAGGGCAAUUUGAAUUUUCAAACAUCUGAGAAAAUUUAUAGACAACUUUCUAUAAAGCAAUACAAAACCACUACAAUGUUAGCAAAGAAGAAAGUGGUACCUGAUUAAUAAUUUACUAAGAAGACAAAACUUGAAAGAUAUGAAGGUCAUGACUUCUAGGAGACAAAUACAGACUGUUGAGUGUGGGUAAGAAGGGCCAGCAAACACAAGAAGAUGUAUUGGGCAAAACUUGUAAAUAGUAGAGGAAAUCAUUGAAAGAAUUAUGACUGAUUCCAGGCAACAUUGGGAGAAAGAUAGGUCUAGGCAAAUAGUUCAUUUGAAUACUUAUUAUUUAAUUGCCAGUGACAAGCGCUGUGUUAAUAAGCAAAAACUAGCCACAAACUCCCACAGUUUUGUAUGAUCACGAUUGACUGAGAAAAAAAAUGACGCAGAGGGAAUAUUAUUUUGGAAUAAAAUGGUUGCAGAGUUUAUCAUUUUACAAUAUUAAGGAUCAAACCCAGGGCCUUGGACAUUUUAGGUAAGUGUUUUGACAUUUAAGCUACAUCCUCAGCCCAAACUUAACAUUUUAUAUGGAUGGCCAGAGGCAGAUAAAAUGACAGUUGUGUGAUAGUUUAACCUUGUGAAUAUAUGGGAAGAAAGUGCUCCAGAUAGAGGAUCGUUCCAAAGGCAUGAGCUAGGAUCCUAUUUGCUAUUUUAAGGACUGACAAGGAGGCUACUGGGCUUAAUGUGAGAGCAGUUACAAGAAAUACAAGAGCAGAUAGAGCAGAGAACAAGAUUCAGUACUGUCUUAAGGAUCAGUAAGACCAUUGGCUGUGGCUUAUUGUUUAAUGCAGAAGCUGUUACAGUUUUUGAGAGGAAUGAUAUUUAAGUGUUUUAGGAGCCACUUUGGUUAAAGAAUAGUCCAUGUUUAGUUAAAAAGGGAAAACCCAGGAAGACCAGAUCUUAGCUACUGUAGUAAUUUAAGCAAAUAAAGGCUUAGGCCACUGUGAUACUGGUGGAAAAGUGAUGUGGUCAUAUUUUGGAGAUAAUUUGAAAGUGCAGAGAUUGGUUAUAGUGUGUAAAAUGAUAGAGCCAGCAACAUUCAAACAUUUUUGGUUUUGUCUGAGCUGAAAAACAAUUUUCUGACUAGAGUGUACAAGAUUGUGUAAGUAUGAAAUUUGGGAAUCUCAGUAAGUGAGAGGAUCAGUUUACUUUUGAAAUAUUUAAAAUGUCUUUAAGAAGAGGUGUAGGUCUUUGGGCUUUAGGCUAAAGAACGUUCAAAGGGGUCAAAAAAGGCAUGUUUCUAGACUUAUGCUUAAAAUUACUACCAAGUCCCUUCAGAUACAGUCUCUUGUCAUAAGGCUAUUUGCAGAUACAUAGACAUGGCCUGUAACUUUAUCUCAGAAACAUGCCCCUAAAAAUUUUUAAAUAACAAAUUAAUAAAAAUUAAUAUCCUGUGGUAGAGUAACUGAGAAUUUAUAAUAUGAAUGUGACGUGGCAAGUCAAUAAGCCCUGUUCUGUGGAAUAUGUCACACUCUCAGUACUGAGCUGUUUUUAGCAAAACCCAGAAGCAAGAAUGAAAAGAGUAAUAUUCUGAAAUAUUGUAGACCAUGAGAACAAAGGUGGGGCUUCUUGGAAGAUUAACAUUUGUUUAGCACCUAAUGCAAGUUGCUGAUUUUAAACAAACAAACAAACAAAAAGCUUUUAAAAGCUUACAGAAGCACUUUGGGCUAUUUUCAAAGAAUAAUUUGUAUUGAUGUUUUGGAGACAUUAAAAUAGGUCUAGAAGUUAUUUCCAAGUUAUUGAAUUGCGAACCUUGAAAUUUUAGGUAGUAAGCUAGGUUUUCAGCCACAAAAGCACAAACCAAGUAUUUUUAGUAAGCUUUUCAAAAUACUUUUCUGGUAGCACUUUGGACUUUUUGUUUAUCUGUUUUCAUAACUUUUAAUCUUUUGUAAUUUAGUAAAGCUAAUUCAGGUGGAAGCUCAGUUGUGUCAUCCUGAAUUGCUAUGAGUGACUAUUAUUUCUCCCUUUAGAGCUUCUUGUGCCAUCUUACUUUUUGUGAGAGGUUUGUGAAUUGUUGAUUGAGGGAAUCAGGACACCACUGUCAGGGCUUGUUCUUAAUUCACUUUGUAUCCAGCUCAAAUAACAGCAUCUGUAACAAUAUAUCUGUUAUCUAUUAAUAAAGCUUAAUUUAAAUACAAGUACCCACCUUAUUGUUCUCCCCUAGCACCUCAGUGAAUCAUCUUGCAUGCUCCUUGAAGUAUGUUGCUCAAAUUUGGAGACCUUUAACACUGUAUUGAUUACUUUCUUUUCAAUGUGACAAAAUAUCUGACAUGAAAUAAAAAGGAAUUCUUUGAGUUCA
This is a messenger RNA of Meriones unguiculatus (Mongolian gerbil), 11912 nucleotides long. It is a transcript of the gene Cdc73, whose product is annotated as cell division cycle 73. Gene Ontology annotation, cellular component: Cdc73/Paf1 complex. Lineage: Eukaryota; Metazoa; Chordata; Mammalia; Rodentia; Muridae. Gene Ontology annotation, molecular function: RNA polymerase II complex binding. The record is from RefSeq and is a predicted model, not a curated record. Gene Ontology annotation, biological process: positive regulation of transcription elongation by RNA polymerase II; transcription elongation by RNA polymerase II. The transcript has 17 exons. Bases 127 to 1722 code for a protein of 531 amino acids.